Cucumis sativus (cucumber) is the source of this 2098-nucleotide messenger RNA. RefSeq lists its product as uncharacterized. NCBI's taxonomy places the organism in Eukaryota, Viridiplantae, Streptophyta, Magnoliopsida, Cucurbitales, Cucurbitaceae. The transcript has 3 exons. Bases 103 to 660 code for a protein of 185 amino acids. Gene Ontology annotation, biological process: regulation of DNA-templated transcription. The record is from RefSeq and is a predicted model, not a curated record. Gene Ontology annotation, molecular function: double-stranded DNA binding.
CAUAUUAUAUAAUAUUGUAAGAGAAACGCCCAAAUUUGUGGCGUUCGAAUUCAAAACCAUAAACCAAAACCCUUACUUGAAUUUCUUCAAUCCAAACCCCAAAUGUUCAAAUUUUCAUCCACAUUUCUUCUUCAUUUCAUCCAUAAACGUUCUCUCAAUACCAUUUCUACUUCUACAUUGCCUUCACCCUCUGUUUCUACCAUCCAAUUCCUCACUAAUUCAUGUGGCCUGUCUUCUGGAUCUCUUACUUCCAAUGGUCGAAAGCUCCGGUUCGAUGAAAAACACAUUCAGCAGUACGAAGCCAUUAUCGGUUUCUUCAAAUCUCAUGGAUUCGAGAAUUCACAGAUCGCCAAUUUGGUCUCGAGGCGACCUUCGAUCCUUCAAUCUAGAGUAUCCACCAAUCUGAAGCCUAAAUUUGAGUUCCUCCAGGAAAUCGGACAUGGAAAAGGCAAGAGGAAAAUAGGAAAGGCAGGUGGAAAUUGCCAACAACUUGAAGGUGAGCUCCUCGAGAAUGGUCUUUGGCAAGUGCCAGAAAAGCUUCAUCUAAACAAGAUGAAAACAGAGCAUCUGAAAGAUGAUUCUGCUCUAGAUGCGCUAACACAGUCAUCUGAAACAAGACAGAGCAUAUGGAAGCAGCAGCACCACGGGGAAGCUGGAUGAGGAAAUUCCGGUUGAAAAUGAUAAAAAUGAAUUAAAACAACAAUUGAAACGUUACUGUUACAGCUAGAGAGAGGAAUGAUGCAUUGCAGAUAAUUGAGCAUUUCACCACCAGUUUUUAUUUAUUUUUAAGCUAAUUUAAACACCAGUUGAUUAAAAAGGAUAUGUGAACCUGUCCAGGUCGCACAGAAGUUGCUUGAGGUGGAGGCGGCUUUCCAGAGUCAAGUUGGCAGAACCGUUUAAUCUUUCCCAAUUUUAAUCUUUUUCACAUCAACUGUGGGAGAUGUAACUGGUUUAUCUAGUAUUCUAAUGUGUAGCUUUCGAGUUUUUGAAACAUCCUCUUCAUCACUACUGCUACCAUCAUUAGCAGUACCAUACAACGUUUUCUUGAACUUUUCUUCUGCAUUAGCCUGUUCAUCUGCAGCGGCUGAACUUUGUUUUCAUUAGAGUUUCCAGACGCAUCAAAUUAUCCCUUUGAAUCACCCACCAUCAGAAGAUGCCUUAGAUUUAUUAGAAAUGGAUUUUGCUAAAGGUGUUUGAAGCGCAGUGGCAUCAACAUUUCCACCAGCGGGUGCAAAAGACUUGACCAGGCUGACCUCACUUACUACUUCAACGAUACUGCCUCUACCUUUAACUGAGCCAAGGUAAACACCGAUAUGAUCAGCAACAAUUGAAGGUAUAGAACCAUCAUCUGUUUUCAUAUAAACGGCAUCACUUCUGCAGCUAACUAGCUCCCAUUGUGGUCUAGCCUUCGAGUUGGUGGGAGUUUUGAUUUCCCAGUUUCCAUUCUGGACCUUUGGGAACCAUGCUCUCGGCAGCGAAAUUUGCAAAAAUACCUUGUGUCCAUGACCCUUAAAAUUCACUCACAAUAUUGCCUCAUUUCAGAAUCUGUUCCAUCCUCUUCCAAUUUGUUGAUUUAUUCUUGAUUUGUGCAUGUCAUCUUUGCAUGGGCCAAAUCUAUUUUGUUGGAUGUCCAACAAGGGACUACAGAUAAGAAGGAGAUUGGUUCAUUGAGUCAAGAAUUGGUAGCCAAAGGGUCAUCCAAGGAGUCAUAUGAAGAGAAAAUUGGUGCAGUUUUUGAAAAUGGAUGUGACAUUGCAUUUCCUUCAAAGUGUUCUCGAUCUCAAUGUUUAAUGAAUGGUGAAAAUAUCAAUCCUUCCAUCAAAGUAUCUGAAAAACGAGGAUACAAUGAAUUAUUCCAGAUAACUCUGGAAUUCCAGAUUAUUUUGGGUCAACCAUCAACUAGAUUGAAGAGCUUUUGGUUAAGUAUCUCUAAACAAUUUAUGUUUGGUUGAGACAAUGGGUGCUGUGUUUUAGUCUAAUUACUUAGGUUGGCAUGCAUGAGAAGGUUCUUAUUGAGAAAGUUAACAUAUUGCACCCUACCUUUGCUUUUUUAGCUUUCUUCAGUUUAAGUUUUUGUCUAUUUGGUGGUUUCUUUCAA